Molecule: messenger RNA, 2496 nt
Organism: Theobroma umbraticum
Lineage: Eukaryota; Viridiplantae; Streptophyta; Magnoliopsida; Malvales; Malvaceae
Gene: NEK2
Product: NIMA-related kinase 2
Biological process (GO): protein phosphorylation
Molecular function (GO): ATP binding; protein serine/threonine kinase activity
Source: RefSeq, a predicted model, not a curated record
UGUUCUCUCUCACUCUUGCAAAGUUUGUCAUUUUCUCCCUUGAAACUAAAAACAACCCAAUGGGGACACAGCUGCAACAGGCAGCAGCUUCCUCUGCUUCUUCUUCUUCUUGUUCUUCUGCUCCUCUUUCUUUGUACUGUAAACAGAGUCUUCCUUUUUUUUAGCUUCUGCUCAAAUGGUUAAGUCCACAUUAUUCUUCUCCUUGUGAUCUCUUUGGAUCAACAACUUAUAUACCCUUUAACACUACUAUACUCAGAAAAGGAAGUCAAAAAAAUACAUCUCUCGCAUGGAGCAGUACGAGAUACUAGAGCAAAUUGGGAAGGGAGCUUUUGGUUCGGCUCUUCUAGUGAGGCAUAAGCAUGAAAAGAAGAAGUAUGUGCUGAAAAAAAUUCGUCUUGCCCGCCAGACUGAUAGGUCACGAAGAUCUGCUCAUCAAGAGAUGGAGCUCAUUUCAAAAAUUCGAAACCCAUUUAUUGUGGAGUACAAAGAUUCCUGGGUGGAAAAGGGUUGCUAUGUAUGCAUUAUUAUAGGUUAUUGUGAAGGAGGAGACAUGGCUGAAGCCAUAAAGAAAGCAAAUAGCAUGCUUUUCUCAGAAGAGAAGCUGUGCAAGUGGCUUGUUCAACUCCUGAUGGCUCUUGACUAUUUGCAUUUGAAUCAUAUUCUUCAUCGUGAUGUCAAGUGUUCAAACAUAUUCUUGACAAAAGAUCAAGACAUACGUCUUGGUGAUUUUGGACUCGCCAAAAUUUUGACUUCAGAUGAUCUUGCAUCCUCUGUUGUUGGAACUCCCAGCUAUAUGUGUCCUGAGCUUCUGGCUGAUAUACCGUAUGGUUCUAAGUCAGAUAUCUGGUCAUUAGGGUGCUGUAUAUAUGAAAUGACUUCUCUCAAGCCUGCAUUUAAAGCAUUUGAUAUGCAAGCGCUGAUAAACAAAAUUAAUAAAUCAAUAGUUGCUCCACUUCCAACAAAAUAUUCUGGUGCCUUUCGUGGUCUUGUUAAAAGCAUGCUGCGUAAAAAUCCCGAACUUAGGCCGAGUGCUGAGGAACUGCUUAGGCAUCCACACCUUCAGCCUUAUGUUCUUAAAGUUCAUCUUAAAAUUAAUAAUCCUAGAAGGAAUACUUUACCGGUGCAUUGGCCUGCAACCAACGUAAAGAAAACUAGAUUUUCAGACCCAGUAGAUCUCCGCUUCUCUGCUUACAGGGAGAGGCGUCGAUCAUUCAGUAAUGAUAGGACUCUGAAUCCAAGCAUAUCUGGAGCUGAGCAAGAUUCUGUUUGCUCUACCAAAGGGAUACAUGAUGAUGCACCAGGUUAUUUAAAUGAAAGGUUUAAAGAUUUGUCUACCGAUAGCAGCCAUGAAGGAACAGUCAUUUGCAAGCCAAUUACUUCAAAAGUUUCAAGUAUCACCAAGACUCCAAGACGUUCUCUGACAAAAGCUUCUGCAACUCCCAAGAGAAAGACAGAGCCAUUGAAAAAUCGUGACUCGUUUCCUGUUUCACGCGCUCCAGUUAAAAAAUCUCUUCCCACAACUCGAAGAGCAUCCUUGCCACUACCAACAAGAGCUAAAAUUCGAGAAUCCCCUCCUAUAUCUAAUGCUGGUAUUCUUCAUUGCAUACAAUCACCAGAUGUUUCUGUCAAUGCUCCUCGGAUUGAUAAGAUAGCUGAAUUCCCAUUAGCCUCUUAUGAAAAUGCAUUCUUCCCCAUCCACAAAACUUCAUCAAUAUCUGCACGGGGCUCCUCUGGCUCACCACAAUUUGUUGACCGUUCAAUCACAAAAGACAAAUGUACGGUUCAAAUAUGUGAUCGAGCUCCUAUCAAGCCCCAUUUUACUGAUGCAUGGCAGGGAAUCCAGCGCUGCAUGUUUCAGGUGGAUGGAGAGGAUGGAACUGAUUCCUCUGAUCAAAAUGCAACUGCUGGGGCAUCAAGCCGCACCUCAUCAGACAUGCGGCAGCGAAAGUUUGACCCCUCGUCAUAUCAGCAACGUGCUGAGGCAUUGGAAGGAUUGCUUGAGUUUAGUGCAAGGUUGCUGCAGCAAGAGAGGUAUGAUGAGCUUGGUGUGCUACUAAAGCCAUUUGGACCUGGUAAGGUCUCCCCCAGAGAAACUGCCAUCUGGUUGACUAAGAGCUUUAAGGAGAAUACUGCCAAGCAGGAGGUUUAAUCCUGACGAACGACUUCCAUUUGUAUAAUAUCUGUAGCUGUAACCUGUAACAAUUUUUUAGAGUCCAGGCCUAUCAAAUUUUAGAAGUGAUUCCUGUUGAGAGGACCUUGUCAGUUAGGCAUUUUGGUUUUCAAACGAAUCCUAAUUGUUAGUAUUAGGUUCUAGUCAAUUAUCCAGCACCUUUCGGCCUUCCCCUUGUGCAUCAAUGUUCUUGAUUUUCUGGGAGUGGAUGAUGGGUUCAAAUAGGUUGUAGACUUAUCUUCUACCUGUUAAUUUUUGUUUAUGUUCCUGACUGAAACGGCAUGUUCAUUUAAAUCAAUAUUAAUCAGGAAAAUGGAUGAUCUUGA